Messenger RNA from Austrofundulus limnaeus, 881 nucleotides. RefSeq names its product coagulation factor X. Lineage: Eukaryota; Metazoa; Chordata; Actinopteri; Cyprinodontiformes; Rivulidae. Gene Ontology annotation, cellular component: extracellular region. Gene Ontology annotation, molecular function: serine-type endopeptidase activity; calcium ion binding. The record is from RefSeq and is a predicted model, not a curated record. Gene Ontology annotation, biological process: blood coagulation; proteolysis.
CCAUCAUAUCCAACAUCAUCCGGACAAUUGAAAGAUAUGAGCGACCGAACAUCUCACAGACAAACACCACAGAGACAAACAUCAUAGAAACAAAUGUCACAGAGCUGACGGCGAACAGAAACUCCACAGAGGACCAUCAGGAAGUUCAUAACUUGGCUGAUCAGUCCUCACCUGCAACAAGGAGCCAGACCUUGGCUGGUAACCUAAUUACUGAAAAACCUGUUGUUGCUAAAAGAAGCGAACAUUCUCGCAUUGUAAACGGAGAGGACUGUCUUCCAGGACAAUGUCCAUGGCAGUCACGCGCUACCAUGACACCUACUUCAUCACCGGCAUCGUGAGCUGGGGCGAAGGCUGCGCACGCAAAGGCAAAUAUGGCGUCUACACACAGGUGUCCAAAUUCAUCCCAUGGAUUCGUGAUGGCAUCAAGGAACUGUUGAAGACAGGGGAGAGCAGCAGGAAGAAGAGACACCACGGCACCAUCACACGGCUGUAUCUGUGAAACAUCUGAAACACUGAGCAGAGUUUAGUCUAAUUUUGCAUAACAACCAGAGGCUUCAUUAACAGCUGCUGACUUUAGCAGCUACAUUAGUGCUAAUGGAGUUCCUCUGAGCUCUGACCUUGACCUCCUAAAUUCCUUAUUUUUCUUUAAUUUCAAACAGAUGGUUUCUAUAUAUGUAGGGCAGCAGGAAGAUCUAUAAAUUAAAACUGAAUUUAUUUUUACUUAAAUAUACUAAUUCCAGUGAAUGUUUUGUUUCAAGUCCUUUUAAAAUCUGUCAUUUUUUUAUGUUCAGCUCUGUGAUUUAUUUACGAACAUACGCUGGUCUUAAAAGACGUAAAUUGUCUCAUUAAAGCUGAUUUUUAAGUUAGCUGUGCAAAAUUUU